Dreissena polymorpha is the source of this 398-nucleotide messenger RNA. RefSeq lists its product as uncharacterized. The transcript is spliced from 3 exons. The record is from RefSeq and is a predicted model, not a curated record. Lineage: Eukaryota; Metazoa; Mollusca; Bivalvia; Myida; Dreissenidae. Bases 27 to 374 code for a protein of 115 amino acids.
UUGGACGGGGUUCAUUGUUCGGAGAAAUGAACCUUCGUGGCUCGCCGUGUUUGUGUUGUAGGCAAAAGAGCUACGACACAGCUCGCCGGAGUUGUUCGACGGUUCCACGCAAGUACGAGUACGAUGAAGACGGUCGGCGGUAUCACCUUGACGACAAUGGCAUGGCGUGCUACUACGAUCACAAGAACAAAUCACAUGGCAAAUCUGUGCCUUAUGGGAUAGACGGUUCAUCAGAGGCCUCAACUCCACGACCAACAUUCGUACAAGCUGUAAACGAGGUGAUCGUAGAGAGGCGAACUCAGCCCGCAAAAGAAAUCCUUGCCUGGAAACCGCACAGCAACUCCGUUCGAAACAUCAACACCAGUACGAAGUAGCAACUGGGAAUGAUAUUUUUGUAU